AUGGCAGCGAAAGCGACGGCCCAGGCACUGGUGCCACGGCUACGCCCGUUCUUAUCCCGCACCAUCCUGUCCCCGACACUGGCUUCCAACGAACUCGUGAACGCCCACCCCAACAAAGACAAGUUGCUGCAUCUUGGGUUUGGCCAAAGCCCCUUUCCCGUGCACCCGUCCCUGACGCAGGCGAUCGACGCUUUCCAGCACAACCAAUAUGAGCACACCUCGGGCACGGAGAGCCUUCGCAAGAGCAUUGCCUCGUUCUACGAACGCAAACACGGCCUUGAUCUUUCAAACUACGAUGUCAUUGUCACACCAGGCAGCAAGCUCGGUCUCUUUGCUCUUCAGGCUGCGAUUGAGGGCCCAACGUUGCUUCCGGUUCCGUCCUGGGUCAGCUACGAACCACAGAUGCACCUGCUUGGCCUGUCGGCCGUCAAGUUCAAAGCACUCUUGUCAGACGAGGGCAUGAGACUAGAUCCGCAAGCGAUGGCGGCUGCGAUUGAGGAGCACGUAGCAGCUGGCGGCGCUGCGCCAACGAAGAUGAUCAUCAACUCGCCAAACAACCCCACCGGCCUUGUCAUCUCAAACCCGCACGAAAUCGCACAGUUUGCUGCGGAGAACAACAUCGCCGUCAUCAGCGACGAGAUUUACGACGGCGUCACCCCGAACGGCGCAUGGUCCACAUUCGGUGCGCGCUAUGAGAUGAUGAUGAAGCCAAGCACGCGCCCCACCAACACGGUGUCACCGACGGGCCUGUCGAAGGUGUUUUCGCUGGGCGGCUGGCGCGUUGGUGUGCUCCUCGUCCCAAAGUCCAUGCAAGGUGCGUUCAGCGGUGUACUGCGCAGUGCCGGCAUCGACUGCCCGCGCCACCAGGGUAGCUUCUACCUCUACCCAAACUUCGACAAGUUCCGGGAGGCGUUGAAGCAGCAGCGCGGGAUUGAGACGAGCGACGAUCUUGCGCGCGCCCUCGUCAUGGACCGCAACCUCGUCACCCUCCCCGCAACCGCAUUCGGAGACAACGAGACGCUGAGUUUGCGGCUCGCGCUGUGUGACUAUGACGGCGGGAAGAUGCUCGAGCGCUAUGUGCGGGAUGGCCGACAGCUGAGCGACGCAGCCCUUGAGGAGGUGGCACCCCGUAUCCACGCCGCAGCACACGCCCUCGCCAACUUUGCAUCAUCCCUGUGAAGCUGUUGCACGAAACACAAAGCAACGCACAAUGCACCAACAAACCAUGAGCACACAACAGGCAAACAUCGCCACCAUAAACAACAAACAGUGCA
Salpingoeca rosetta is the source of this 1274-nucleotide messenger RNA. RefSeq lists its product as uncharacterized. Gene Ontology annotation, biological process: biosynthetic process. Lineage: Eukaryota; Choanoflagellata; Craspedida; Salpingoecidae. The transcript is spliced from 11 exons. Bases 1 to 1179 code for a protein of 392 amino acids. The record is from RefSeq and is a predicted model, not a curated record. Gene Ontology annotation, molecular function: catalytic activity; pyridoxal phosphate binding.